AUGCUGCCCACGCCCUUCUCGGUGAGGCACAUCCUCAGCCUGGAGGCUCCCGGGGCUCCCCGAGCCGGGCAGGACGAGCCGCGGCCGCGUAAGUGCCCGCGGGACUCUGCGGAGACGGGCGGAGGAGGCACCGGGGGGACCCCGCGGAGCCGCUCUCGUUCCCCCGGAAAACCUCUGCCCUCCCGGAGCUGUGAGGCCGAGGAGAAGCCGGGCGGGUCCGGCCGGGCUCCGGGGCAGCAGCGGCGGCGGCGGCCGCGCGUUCUGUUCUCGCAGGCUCAGGUGCUGGAGCUGGAGCGGCGCUUCCAGCGGCAGAAAUACCUGUCGGGGCCCGAACGGGAGCUGCUGGCUCGGCACCUGCGGCUCAGCCCCACGCAGGUGAAGAUUUGGUUCCAAAACCGGCGCUACAAGAGCAAGAGGCAGCGGCGGGAGCUGCCCCCGCGCCCGGUGCCGGUGCCGGUGCCGGUGCUGGUGCGGGAUGGCGAACCCUGCCCCGGCUGCUCCCGGCAUUUCCCGGCGAUUCCUCCUCCUGGAAUUCCUCCCUGCGCGAUUCCUCCCUGCGCGAUUCCUCCUUCUGCAAUUCCAGGCGCUUUUCCCCGCGGUUCUUACCGGGGUGGCGGCGCUUUGGGGUACCCCGGGGUGUCCCCAGGUGCCACCGCCGGCGGUGCCCAGCGCCAGCCCCCGGCUCCUCCUGCGGGAAUCGGCGCUGGGAGAUGGGGCUGA
Molecule: messenger RNA, 720 nt
Organism: Taeniopygia guttata (zebra finch)
Lineage: Eukaryota; Metazoa; Chordata; Aves; Passeriformes; Estrildidae
Source: RefSeq, a predicted model, not a curated record